Messenger RNA from Pelodiscus sinensis (Chinese soft-shelled turtle), 3930 nucleotides. RefSeq lists its product as uncharacterized. The record is from RefSeq and is a predicted model, not a curated record. NCBI's taxonomy places the organism in Eukaryota, Metazoa, Chordata, Testudines, Trionychidae.
AUGACGGUGGGACGCAGCACUCCCUCCGUCUUCCCCCUGGUGUCCCGAUGCAGCAACACAGGCAACAAUCCCACAGGCAUGAACUUGGCCUGCCUGGUGACUGACUAUUUACCAUCGCCAGUGAAUAUCCAGUGGAAUUCCGGCACAGUGACCAAGGGGGUCCGAGAUUUUCCAGAGAUGCUGUCUGCGAACGGGCUUUACACCCAGACCAGCUUGCUCACCAUCCCUGAUGGGACCCAGAAGAGCGACAGCUACCGGUGUGAUGUCACACAUGCAGGGUUCAGACAGCCAGUGUCCAAGACGUUCCCGCAGAAAUCGUGUGCUCCGAUGAUGCCGCCCCAGGUUCACCUCCUGGUCCCUUCCUGUGAGGACCGCUCCACGGAGAGCCAGCUGGAGCUGGUUUGCCUUCUCCUGACCUUCCAACCCGGCAACGCUGAAGUGAGAUGGCUGGUGAACGGAAAGCUGAUGAGCCGUCCCGCCCCAGCCUUCUCCUCUGCAAAAAACGCAGAAGGCGCUUACAUGGGCCAGAGCCCCUUGAAGGUCACCAGGCAGAGCUGGGAGAAAGGGGACGUAUUCUCCUGCCAAGUCACCCAUCCAGCGUGGGGAACGGAGCCCUCCAUGUACAACACCAGCAAGUGCUUAGCCUGCCCCAAAAGCGCCCUGGAGCCAAAUAUCUACAUGACGAAACCUGCCUACGAAGACAUGAUCAAGAAUUCUGGCCGCAUGACCUGUCUAGUCACGGGUUAUGAAUUAGCCGCCACCACAGUCACCUGGAUGGUGAACAGUUGGGUCAGCUAUGAGGGAAAAACAGACAGUCCCAAGAAGAACAUCAAUGGAACCAGCAGCCUGGUCAGCUCCCACCCAGUGUCACAGGCACAGUGGACACAAGGCACCAGAUUUACCUGCAAAGUCAGCACGCUCUGUUCUACAGAACUCACCCAGGAGUUAACCACCAUCAAUAAAGGUGUCAUUAUGAAGGAGCCUUCCAUCACCAUCUCAAAAGACUACCAUGAAGACAUCACAGGAAACAGAGUCUCUGUGACUCUUGUCUGCGAAGUUAGUGGCUUUUCACCAGAAGACAUCAGCAUCUCCUGGUUGAAGAACAAUUCCCCGGUCCUGAAAUCACGUUACAAUAAUGGCCCUGUGACAGGAAGCGGCACCUUCUCAGCCUACAGCAUCCUAAAGGUAGAUCAAGGUGAAGGAGAAGGAAAUUACGCCUGCAUGGUGCGUCACCCAGCCCUGCAUGAGCCCAAGAAUGUUGUGGAAAAGGUGUGCUUUGCUUGUGGUCCGAUGAUGCCUCCCCAGGUUCACUUCCUGGCCCCGUCCUGUGAGGACGGUUCCACGGAGAGCCAGCUGGAGCUGGUUUGCCUUCUCCUGAGCUUCCGACCCGGCAAUGCCAAGGUGACAUGGCUGGUGAAUGGAAAGGUGACGAGGUUCCCCACCACAGCCUUCUCCUCUUCAUUGGGAGCAGACGGCGCCUACAUGGGCCAGAGCCAUGUGAGCAUCAUCAGGCAAAGCUGGGAGAAAGGGGACAUCUUCUCUUGCCAAGUCACUCAUCCAGCAUGGGGAACGCAGGCCUCCACGUACAACAUCAGCAAGUGCUUAGCCUGCCCCAAAAGCGCCCUGGAGCCAAACAUCUACUUGACAAAACCCGCCUUCAAAGACGUGAUCAAGAAUUCGGGCCACGUGACCUGUCUUGUUUUGGGUUACGACUUAGCAUCCUCCACAAUCAUCUGGGAGGUGGACGGAAGUGUCAGUUCUGGGGGGAAGACAGAAGCCCCCAAGAAGAACAACAAUGGGACCACCAGCCUGGUCAGUUCCUAUCCAGUGUCACGGGCACAGUGGGGACAAGGCACCAGAUUUACCUGCAAAGUGAGCACGCUCUGUUCUGGAGAACUCACCCAGGAGAUAACCAUGGUCAAUAAAGGCAUCGCUAUGAAGGAGCCUUCCGUCACCAUCUCAAGAGACUACCAUGAAGACAAUGCAGGAAACAGGGUCUCUGUGACUCUCGUCUGUGAAGCUAGUGGCUUUUUCCCCGAAGAGAUCAGCAUUUCCUGGUUGAAGGACAACUCCCCGGUUCUCAAAUCAUAUUACAAUAAUGGCCCUGUAUCAGGAAGUGGCACUUUCUCGGCCUACAGUAUCCUGAAGGUAGAUCAAGGUGAAGGAGAAGGAAGUUACGCCUGCAUGGUGCAUCACCCGUCCCUGCGUGAGCCCAAGAGUGUUGUGCAAAAGGUGUGCUUUGCAUGUGGUCCGAUGAUGCCACCCCAGGUUCAGCUCCUGGCCCCCUCCUGUGAGGGUGACUCCAUGGAGAGCCAGUUGGAGUUGGUUUGCCUUCUCCUGAGUUUUCGACCUGGCAAUGCUGAGGUGAAAUGGCUGAUAAAUGGAAAGGCGACGACCCACCCUACCCCAGCCUUCUCCUCUUGGUUGGGCGAAGACGGUGUCUACAUGGGCCAGAGCCACAUAAAUGUCACCAAACGGAGCUGGGACCAAGGGGAAGAAUUCACCUGCCAAGUCACCCAUCCAGCGGGGGGACAAAAUCCCUCCAUGCAAAAGACCAGCAAAUGCUUAGCCUGCCCUAAAAGCUCGCUUGAGCCAGCCAUCUACUUGUACAAACCCUCCUACGAAGACGUGAUUAAGAAUUCCGGUCAUGUGACUUGUCUAGUUUUGGGUUACGACUUAGCUGCCACCACAAUCAUCUGGGAGGUGGAUGGAAGGGUCAGUUCUGUGGGGAAGACAGCAGCCCCCAAGAAGAACAACAAUGGGACCACCAGCCGGGUCAGUUCUCACCCAGUGUCGCAGGCACAGUGGGGAGAAGGCACCAGAUUUACCUGCAAAGUGAGCACGCUCUGUUCUGGAGAACUCACCCAAGAGAUAACCAUGGUUAAUAAAGACGUGGAUAAGAAGGAACCUUCUAUCACCAUCUCAAAAGCCUACCACGAAAACCUCUCGGGGACCAAAGAGUCCUUGACGCUCAUCUGCGAAGCUAGCGGCUUUUAUCCCAAAGACAUCAGCAUCUCCUGGUUGAAGGACAAUUCCCCUGAACUCACGGCCAGUUACAAAAAUGGUCCCCUGGCAGGAAGUGGUGCUUUCUCAGCCUAUAGCAUCCUGAAGGUCAACCGAAGCGAAGAGGCAGAAAACUGCACCUGCGUGGUGCAUCACCCAGCUUUGGAGGAGCCCAAGAGUGUGAUGGAAAAAGUGUCUUUCAGUGGCAGCGACUGUCAUCGACCCCCUCCGAAGGUCUUCCUCCUUCCCCCAUCCCUGGAAGAUCUCUACAUAGCACAGAAUGCCACCAUCACUUGUGUGGUGAACGGCAUGGAGACCCCCAGCAGCCUGGAGAUCUCCUGGAGCAGGAGCAAUGGAGGCCCGUUGAUGGUGAACUCCAGGGAGCCGGUGCCGCAUCCAAAUGGCACCUACAGUGCAGCCAGCGUCCUGCGGGUGUGUGUGGAGGAGUGGCAGUCCGGGGAGGAGUUUAUCUGCACCGUGAAGCACCAAGACAUCCCAUCAGCUGAGGUCAAGACUAUCCACAAAAGUCUCGAGGUCUCUCUCCGGGCCCCUUCUGUCUACGUCUUCCCUCCUCAUGCGGAGGAGCUGGCUCUCCAGGAAUGGGCCACUAUCACCUGCCUGGCCUCCGGCUUCCGACCCAGAGAUAUCUUGGUGACAUGGACCCGGAAGGACCGGCCCCUUCCGCAAGAAGCCUACAUCAAUAUCGGCCCCACGCGGGAAGCUGGGGAGGAGGAGAGCUACUUCAUCUACAGCAAGCUCAGAAUCCAGGCCUCUGAGUGGCAGAAGGGGGACACCUACUCCUGCAUGGUGGGGCAUGAAGGCCUGCCCAUGACCUUCACCCAACAGAGCGUGGACAAGGCCUCCGGGAAACCCACCGUCGUCAAUGUCUCCGUGGUCUUGUCCGACACCGAUGUCACUUGCCACUGA